AUGCAGCAAAAUCAGACUGUACCUGAGUUCAUUCUCCUAGGAUUGACACAAGAUCCUGUGAGGCAGAAAAUGGUGUUCAUAAUUUUCUUGAUUUUCUACACUGCAACUGUGGUGGGAAACUUGCUCAUUAUUGUGAUCAUCAAGGUCAGCAGAACACUUGGGAGUCCCAUGUACUUCUUCCUUUUUUAUUUGUCCCUUACUGACACUUGCUUUUCGACUUCGACAGCACCUAGACUAAUUAUUGAUUCUCUCUCUGCAAAGAAAGUUAUAUCCUACAAUGAGUGCAUGACACAAGUCUUUGCACUGCAUUUAUUUGGUGGCAUGGAGAUCUUUGUCCUUACUCUCAUGGCUGUUGAUCGCUAUGUGGCCAUCUGUAAGCCCUUGCGGUACCCGACCAUUAUGAGACGGCAGGUCUGCAUUGUCUUGAUUAUUCUUGCCUGGAUAGGGUCUUUUAUACAUUCGACAUCUCAGAUUCUCCUGGCCUUGAAACUGCCAUUCUGUGGACCCAAUUUGAUUGAUCAUUACUGUUGUGAUUUGCAGCCUUUGUUAAAACUUGCCUGUAUGGACACUUAUGUGAUCAACCUACUGUUUGUGUUUGAUAGUGGGGCCCUUUGCUCAAGCAGUUUCUUGCUUCUGAUGAUCUCAUAUUUUGUUAUCUUGCAUUCACUGAGAAACCACAGUGCGGAAGGGAGAAAAAAAGCCCUUUCCACUUGCACCACUCACAUUAUUGUUGUCAUCUUGUUCUUUGGUCCAUGUAUAUUCAUAUAUACACGACCAUCAGCCUCUUUCUCCAUAGACAAGAUGGUGGCAGUAUUUUAUACCAUCGGGACACCCUUUCUCAACCCACUUAUCUACACACUCAGGAAUGCAGAAGUGAAAAAUGCCAUGAGAAAGCUAUGGAGUGUCAAAAUUACCUCAGAAAGCAAAUGGUGA
Molecule: messenger RNA, 933 nt
Organism: Chrysochloris asiatica (Cape golden mole)
Lineage: Eukaryota; Metazoa; Chordata; Mammalia; Afrosoricida; Chrysochloridae
Product: olfactory receptor 4C11-like
Exons: 1
Coding region: 1-933 (310 amino acids)
Biological process (GO): G protein-coupled receptor signaling pathway
Cellular component (GO): membrane
Molecular function (GO): olfactory receptor activity; G protein-coupled receptor activity
Source: RefSeq, a predicted model, not a curated record